Suillus subalutaceus is the source of this 3097-nucleotide messenger RNA. RefSeq names its product GNAT acetyltransferase 2-domain-containing protein. The record is from RefSeq and is a predicted model, not a curated record. The transcript is spliced from 17 exons. NCBI's taxonomy places the organism in Eukaryota, Fungi, Basidiomycota, Agaricomycetes, Boletales, Suillaceae. Gene Ontology annotation, cellular component: nucleolus; 90S preribosome. The coding region runs from base 55 to 2997 and encodes 980 amino acids. Gene Ontology annotation, biological process: rRNA acetylation involved in maturation of SSU-rRNA. Gene Ontology annotation, molecular function: tRNA binding; ATP binding; 18S rRNA cytidine N-acetyltransferase activity.
GAACGGUAGGACCUGCAGGACUCGCCUCGGCUUCAGCUAGUAUCAGCAGCCUCCAUGCGCAAGCAACUUGAUCCCCGUAUACCCGUACUAAUUAACAAUAAUGUCAAGAAAAAUCACCGGUCCUUCAUAGUUCUGGUCGGUGAUAAGGGGAGGGACCAGAUCGUGAAUCUCCACUUUUUGCUUUCACAAGCGCGCGUGUCGGCACGCCCUUCAGUACUAUGGUGCUAUAAAAAGGAUCUUGGUUUUACCGCGGCACGAAAAAAGCGAGAGGCAAAAAUCAAGCGGGACGUGAAGAGAGGUGUGCGGGAGCCAAACGAGCAAAAUCCAUUCGAAAUUUUUGUGACUGUCACGGAUAUCCGUUAUACCUAUUAUAAAGAAUCGCACCGUAUAUUGGGAAACACCUAUGGAAUGUGCAUCCUGCAAGAUUUUGAGGCAAUCACACCCAAUCUCCUGGCACGCACUAUUGAGACGGUAGAAGGCGGCGGACUAGUGGUGCUUCUCCUGAAAACAAUGUCAUCUUUGAGGCAAUUGUACACUCUUACUAUGGAUGUACAUGCCAGAUACAGAACCUCAUCUCAUGAUUCGGUAAUUGCGCGAUUUAACGAACGGUUCAUUCUCUCCCUGGGAUCUUGCUCGGACUGCUUGGUUUUGGAUGAUGAACUGAAUCCAAGGAUAUCACCCCCAAUUGAAGAGGAACGCGGGAAGGGUAAGGUGGACUCCGAGCUCAAGGACCUCAAGGAUAGUCUCGCAGACACAAAACCUGUCGGGCGAGCUCGUCGCGGUAAAUCUGCGGCCCUAGGCUUGGCAAUCGCUGCCGCUCUCGCUCAUGGAUACUCAAAUAUUUUCAUUACGAGUCCCAGUCCAGAAAACUUGAAUACACUUUUUGAAUUCAUCUUCAAGGGUAUGGAUGCUCUCGGUUACGAGGAGCACUUGGACUACGACAUUGCACAGAGUACGAAUCCGGAGUUUAAUAAGGCCAUCGUCCGCGUAAAUUAUAUCCAACCUGAGGAUGCACACUUGUCCAUCGAUGAGGCAGCCGCCAUCCCCCUUCCCCUUGUCCGCAAUCUCCUGGGCCCGUACCUUGUUUUCAUGGCCUCGACAAUCAACGGAUAUGAGGGCACAGGUCGAUCUCUUUCUCUCAAACUUAUUCAACAACUUCGCGAAAGUACCCGACCUUCACUCACAAAAGAUGCUGCUGCGCCUGUCGAAGAUGGUGCUACUGCCUCAACUUCCAAAAAGCCCACGCGCUCCGCCGCCCCUAAAGCUCGAACCCUUCGUGAAAUCAAACUUGAAACACCUAUCCGAUACUCUGCUGGCGAUCGCAUCGAAAAAUGGCUGAAUGGCCUUCUUUGCUUGGAUGCAACGAUCGUACCCAAGGCCGCUCAACAAGGCUGCCCGCACCCUUCUUCAUGCGAGCUAUACUAUGUGUUCUUGCAGCGCAUGAUGGCGUUGUAUGUUGCCAGUCACUACAAGAAUCAACCAAAUGACCUCCAGUUGAUGUCGGACGCCCCAGCACAUCACCUUUUCGUGCUCCUACCCCCCAUAUCAGACGACGAGUCUCAUCUUCCAGAGCCACUUGUCGUACUGCAAGUCGCACUGGAGGGGAAUAUCAGCAAAGCCGCCAUCAUGGAUGGCCUGAGCCGCGGUUUGCGAGCAGGAGGUGACAUGAUCCCUUGGCUUGUCUCCCAGCAGUUCCAAGAAAGCAAAUUUGCACUCCUCUCUGGUGCCCGGAUUGUACGGAUCGCAACCCAUCCCGAUUACGCAAAUAUGGGGUACGGAUCCCGGGCUCUGAAAGCGCUAAAUUCUUUCUACAGCGGAGAGUACUUUAACUUGGAUGAAGCUACUCCCGCCGAACCCUCCUAUCCCGAUGCAGCAGCCCUAGAUCCGGAAACGGAUCUUAAAACGGAUCACCCCACAGUGCGCGCCCCUGAGGCGAUGCCCCCACUUCUCCAGAGGUUAUCAGAAAGGAAACCUGAAACUUUGGAUUACCUUGGAGUCUCGUAUGGCCUAACGCCUCAACUUCUUCGCUUCUGGAAGAGAGCUGGAUAUGUACCACUAUACAUCCGUCAAACGCAAAGCGAGCUAACGGGAGAGCAUACGUGCGUUAUGGUCCGGGGACUUAACAGUUCGACCGAUGGCGAACUGGAGUGGAUGGGCGAGUUUUCGAAAGAUUUCAGGCGGCGGUUCCUAUCUCUGCUCUCUUUCAAGUUCCGUGAGUUCGGCAGCAUCACUGCGCUAAGUGUGCUUGAGGCUGCGGAUAUCGGCGUGAAGAAGCUCGGUGGGAAGAAGUCGCGAGCUGUUGAAUCGUCAGAGCUCUCCAUCCUCAUAUCACCAUUUGACCUGAAGCGUCUAGAGUCAUAUGCCAACAACAUGCUUGACUAUCACGUUGUCCUCGAUCUCCUCCCAACAGUAGCUUCUCUGUAUUUCGAAGGACGGUUAGGAGAUGACGUGAGACUGAGCGCGGUUCAGGCCUCUAUCUUCCUUGGUCUCGGUCUUCAACGAAAGACCAUCGAGGAGGUCGAGGGCGAGCUGUCGCUGCCGGUUUCACAGGCACUAGCUUUGUUUGUCAAGGUUAUCCGCAAGAUCACAAAACAUCUUGUCGACAUCCAGAAGGCUUCGAUCGGCGCCGAUAUUCCGCUGGCCCUUCCAACCACAACUUCACGUGUUGGAGAUGGUGGUGAACCUACGCAGUGGAAACCUGUUGAAACACAUAUUGAGGACGAGUUAAACGAGGCUGGCGAUGAAGCAACAAAAGCGCUUCGCGAAAAGCAACGCGAGAUGAUUGACUCUCUGGAUCUGAGCAAGUAUGCUAUUGACGAUGCCAGCGCGGACUGGAGUGUCGCCGAGGCACAAGUAUCGAGGCUUGCUAAGGGAGAAGGAGCUACCGUUAUUAGUGUGAAGACGAUUGAACCUACUGCUGGCAAAAAGCGGAAAGCGGAAGGUGGAGAUGAGAAAGAUAAAAAAACGACGAGAAGGGGCAAGAAAUCGAGGCGCUGAACAAAGUAUAUUAUAAGUACCGCUAUCGAGUGACGGGUGUUCCGCGGAUGCAUUCCGUGUGUGGUCAGCCUCCGUCGUAAGCGUGAGCUGUUGGCGCUGU